This is a messenger RNA of Drosophila montana, 1198 nucleotides long. RefSeq names its product cracked (gene ckd). The transcript has 5 exons. Gene Ontology annotation, cellular component: extracellular region. Lineage: Eukaryota; Metazoa; Arthropoda; Insecta; Diptera; Drosophilidae. The coding region runs from base 415 to 831 and encodes 138 amino acids. Gene Ontology annotation, molecular function: chitin binding. The record is from RefSeq and is a predicted model, not a curated record.
AAACCGAAAAGCUUAUUACAUAAAACGCAAUUGUGUUAAAUAUAUAUAUCACAACAGAUCGCACGCUGUUUAAGCCAAAUGCAAAUGCCUUGAAUUUUGGCCAAAGUGCGCACACACAGAGAGAGUGAAAGAGAGAGGGAGAGGGAGAGUCUCAGUUGGAUAUCAGCUUGUUGUUUGGCCCUCAAUGCCAUGUGCCUGCUGCCAUAAAAAAAAGCCGCGCUUCCUAAUUGAAAAGCUGCCAGCUAAAUGGACGCGUAGCACGCGGCAAACUCUGUGCGUGUGUGUCUGAGAGAGAGAGAGACAGAGAGAAGGAGAGCGAGAGAGAAAGCCAGACGCAGUGCAGUUUUUGGACAUCAGCGCGUGUUGGCAAGAAAGCAGCCAAAACAAACGAGCUAACAAAAAUCUCUGGCCAAAAUGUGCAGCUCCACAAAAAUGGUUUACAGUUAUAGAAUUUUAUGGCUUUCCGGCGUUUUUCUAGCUCCGCUAUUGCUGGCCGCCACCGAUGCUCAGGAGCCAGCCAGUCCAGUAUUUCAGAACCACAAGACGAAGGAAUGGACGAAUUUAGAUAAUAUAACAUUCUCAUUCGAUUGUAAGCGGCGUUCGGUGGGCUUCUAUGCGGACAUGGAGUACAAUUGUCAGAUAUUUCACAUGUGCGACGAGGAGGGCAAUCGAAUACCGCAUUUGUGCGCCAAUGAGACGAGCUUUAAUCAGGAGUACAGAAUAUGUGAUUGGGACUACAAUUUCAACUGCACAGAAUCGCCGAAAUGGUUCUAUCUGAACGAGCUGACGUAUGCAACGGAUCCGCCAGACGAAGACGACGAGGACUAUUGAGUGCAAAUCAAUUAAUAUUUAUUGUCUUUGAGCAGCGACAAACAACUAAUUAAAUUAAAUGGAGCAAGAGGACGAUUCGAAGAGGAAUGAAGAGAGAGAGAGAGAGAGGAACACGGUCCGUGUUAAUUAACUAAUUUAAGAGAUUUGUUGACGAUUUUGUUGAGUUUCCUUUUGUACAAUUGAAUGUAGUCUAAUUUCGAGAAUCGACGCCGAUGUCGCCGUGUCGUGUAUGUAAAUAAUGUAAAUAGAAGGCCGCCACAAACUAACAGCAUUCCCGAGCCGAGGCCGCGGUAAUUUACAAAUAAUUUUCUUGUUUGUAAGCAAAUGGAUAGAAAACACAAAACAAAAACAAAAUCGAAAUUAAGCU